AUGCCCCCUGACAGGAGCCUCCAGAAGGCACCGCUCUCAAACUACCGCUUCGAGGGCUACGCCGGGGACCCGGAAGUUCAUCCUGAGGCGUACCUGGACAAGUCGGGGCCUUCAGGCCCUGUCAUCAAGUCUUUGCGGAGUGCCUGGGCAGAAAGCACUGAGGAGAUCCGCCGUGCCCUGACCUCCUUUGCGUCGAACCGCAGCCUGAGGCGCAGCGUGGGCAGAAGGAAAACUCGGCGCUUCCGAAUGGGCAGUCGUCCAUACGCGCCUCGUUCUGGGAGCGUCGUGAGGGCUAUGGGGACAAACAUCAGUCGCUUCCUCGAGCAGUUGGGUGCAGCCGGCAUUACCCUGGAGGGUUCCUUCCUCAACAUUGGCGCCAACGACGGGAUCGGCGAUGAUCCUUUGGCCCACUAUGCCCAGAGCUCACUGGUGAAGGAGAGUGGUGCUGCAGUCGCCAUUGAGGCGGACGAAGAGCUUUGUGCGCAGCACCGGCGGAACCUUCCCUGGGUGGCCCUGCACUGCGGCUUCGCCGUGCCAUCCACGCUGAGGUCUUUGCUGGGGCCACUGCCCUGGAGGAGUUUGGAUGUGCUCAAAGUAGACAUCGACUCCUACGACGGUGUGAUCGUGGACGAAUGUGUCCACCGCUUGGGCUGGCGUCCGAAAGUCAUACAAGUGGAGGUGAAUGCAGGCUUCCCUCCGCCUUUGCAGUACUCGCUCUUGGACUCGCCACUGCUGCGGGAGCACCUGCCCUACGUGGAGGUGCAUGGGCCGAUCUUCGGAGACAAGGAGAUGCGCCUGCAGAUCAAUUCCCCAAUUGCAGGGACUUCACUGUCAUAUUAUGUGCAGCAUCUGUGGCCCGUGUACGUGCUCUGGGACAUUGUGAGCCCGGAUGCCAUUUUCUUGCGUGCCGACCUAGCAGAAGUCGCAGGGGUCGAGGCGCUUGACGAGUUCCAUGCCUUUGAAUGGAGCUGGGCAGACAUCCAUAACUUCCACAGGGACUUGGUCCGGCGCUGGACCUUCGAGUUGGAUGCCGAGGGAGCCCUUGGCGAGGCCUUCCAGUACAUGGUGGACUGGAUGAAGCAACAUCUUGGCAUCAUCCUGCCAUUCCACCUAAGAAUCAGCGUCUCCGUUUUGUCACGGGCUGCUGCAAUUGCAAAGAGUUGGAAAUAUGUUGGCGCUUUCACACAAAUUGCUCAUGACGUCGAUUGUGCUGGGUUGCUGAACCAAGUCGUGAGGAGCCUUUGUGACCCGAAGUGUAAGAUUCUUAUUGUGAGCAAAAAAUUGUUGAAGCUUCUGUACCUGCACCGGUUCUUAGUGCUCAUGAAGCGGCGGCGUGCCGUCCCAUUGGCAUGCGGUGGCGUCCUUCUGACAGCCUCUUCCUGGCGCGCAUCGCCCGGCUUUGCGCUGCCACGAGCCCCGGUGGAGGUCCCCUCCUCCUUCAGGGCGCAGUUUACCGUGCUGCCAGAGAACUUCUCCUGGGAGGAGUUUGUGCAAGCGUCACAGCGGCCAGUGCGGCCGUGCGUGCGCGUGAAUCCUCUGAAAGGUGGCGACGUCCGAAGCGUCCGGUGCCUGGGAGCCGCGAAUGCUUGGCGGCUGGCAGACCCUGUGCCCUGGGCUGCUGAUGGCUACUGGGUUCAGCCCCUGAAGUCCAAUGUUUUCUCCUUCGAGGAAGAGAAGGAGGAGCUGCCUUCUGCCUGGGCGAAGCUUGCAGCCCAAAAGGCGCCAAAGAAGGGGAAACGACGGCUCACAGCAGAGGCUCAUGCUGCCACACGCCCCCAUGCGCCAAGUACUGUCAGCUGGUCCAAGGAUGGUGCAGCCCUGCUGGGCCGAGUCUAUGUGCAGGAGGCAUCGUCCCUGCUGCCCGUAGCAGCGCUCCGCGACGCGGUGGGGGACACCCCGCCGGCAAGCUUCCGGGUCCUGGACCUGGCAGCCGCCCCGGGCGGGAAGACGAGUGCUAUAGCCGCCUGGCUAGCACCGAGCAGCGGCGCAGUGGUGGCUAACGAGCCCAACAUCGACCGCUGCAAGGCCCUAGUGGAGAACCUCCUCCGCACCGGUUCGAUGCCCUGGGCGGCCGUCACCCAGAUGGACGGGCGCAGCUGCGGCAAGGCUUGGCCCGAGGCCUUUGAUGCCGUCCUCCUUGAUGCGCCCUGCUCGGGGGAGUCGCUCACCAGACGAGGUGAAGACUUUGCUUCGUCAUUGGAUCAGUCUCCGGCGUACAUAGAAGGACUGUCCAAGCUCCAACGACAGCUCAUCUCGUCUGCCUUCCAGGCGCUGCGUGUUGGUGGCGUGCUGGUCUACAGCACAUGCACCUUGAACAUCAAGGAGAACGAGGAAGUGUGCCACUUCCUGGAAGAGUCCUUUCCGGGAGCCGUUGAACGACUGCCCCUGGAAGGACUGCCAGGAGACUUGUACUGCCUGACCAUUACGAGAAGCCUGCAACAGAGCGGUUGGUUUAUCCGGAGCCCAACAGGGCUUCUUCGUGGCCCGCUUCCGGAAAACGGCAGCACACUCCGAGGUUGCGAAGGCCACCCCUGGCGACAGCAAAGUUCUCUCGCCUCUCAGCAGCCGCGAGGCGUUGGCCGUGAAGCGUGCCUUCCUCAACGCGUUCGGCGAUUGCCCUGGCUUACAUGGCUCAAGGCUACGCCGGCGGAAGAAGGAGGUCUGGCUCCUCCCCGAGGUGUUGCAGGACCUUCCCUUCUCCGGGCCCCGGCGGGUAGGCAUCCGCAUGGCGAUGACCCGCAGGCAUGA
This is a messenger RNA of Symbiodinium sp. CCMP2456, 2748 nucleotides long. Lineage: Eukaryota; Dinophyceae; Suessiales; Symbiodiniaceae. The record is from the annotation of a GenBank genome assembly.